Molecule: messenger RNA, 2187 nt
Organism: Styela clava
Lineage: Eukaryota; Metazoa; Chordata; Ascidiacea; Stolidobranchia; Styelidae
Source: RefSeq, a predicted model, not a curated record
AUGAUUGUUUCACCGAUCCUCAAAAGUUGCAUAUUUCUGGUCAUCAUAUCUUCUACGUCAUGCUUUCCACAAAUCAAAACUGUUUCAGUAAAAUCGGAUGCUGAUGUCCAACAACCAUUUACAUUUGAAGACUUGUACGACUCGAAAUUUUGGUACAGUAGCUUUUAUCCAUCUUGGGUCUCAGAUACCGAGUAUAUAUUUCAAGACGAGGAUGGAAUACAAAAGAUGGACAUGUCUACCGGCACUCCCACCGUCGUUGUCGAUAAGGCAGUUUUCGAUAAAACAAGCGGAUCGGGAUGGAGUUUAUCAGCAGACGAACAGUACUUUUUCGUUCGAACGAGUUAUGCGAAACAAUGGAGACAUUCCUACAAUGGGUCGUACUCAAUUUACAGUGUGACAGACGGAGACAACGCUAUCUUCUCUUUACCUUCGGAUAUUCAAUAUAUAAGAUGGUCGCCGGUUGGAAGUAGUCUAGUGUGGGUCAGGGAAAAUGAUAUAUAUUACCGCAAGACUCCCCAGACUGCGGCAGAUAGGUUAACAUCUGACGGAAGACAGAAUGACAUUUAUAAUGGUAUUCCAGACUGGGUAUACGAAGAGGAGAUGAUAUUCACAAGACACGUUAUCUCUUGGUCGCCUGAUGGCACACAACUGAUGUAUUUAAAAACGAAUGACUCACAAGUAGAUCAAAUAGAAUUUUCCGUUUAUAAUGGAGAUAAAUAUCCAGAAAUGGUAAAUGUUGCUUAUCCCAAAGCUGGACGUAAUAAUCCAGUUGUUACUCUUUUGGUCUACGACAUCGAGAAUCAUGAAACCGACUCACCGCUUGUUGCACCACUGAACUUGAACUCAACGAAGCGUUUUCUUACGACGGGAGGGUCUGUGGUAACUUCAUUGCGCGGAUACGAUGAUGUGAACGAUUGGGUCUAUUUUACAGCUGCAGCUCCGUCACCAGCAAGUAGAAAUGUAUACAGAGUUCGUUUUUCGUCUGUGGAACCCACACACGUUAACGACUGGGAAUGCAUAUCUUGCAUGUUGGAUCAGGAUAGGUGCCAAUGGGUGACACCAUCGUUCAGUCCAGGACUGUCAUAUUUGGUUUUAAAUUGUGGAGGUCCCGAUGUACCAAUGACUACUAUACAAAUGAUGGAGGCUAGUGGAAAUUACAGCGAACCAACUGUCUAUGAGAACAACACCGAUUUGAUUAAUAACAAGGCUCAGAUAUUGUGGCCCACAAGAAACACAGGAGUUUAUAAAAGUCCGACUAAUGUGGAUUUUCUGUAUGAAAUUUUCAAACCAGCUAAUUUUGAUGAGACAAAGAAAUAUCCACUAUUAAUAGAAGUAUAUGGAGGGCCGGGAUUUCAGAAAGUGCAGAACAGAUGGACAAGACGAUGGGCACAAACUCAUUUAGUUAGCCAAUACGAAAUCUUAGUUGCGAGUUUUGAUGGCCGUGGAAGCGGAUAUCGUGGGGACAAUAUUGCACACUUGUUAUACAGGAAAUUAGGACAAAUUGAAAAGGAAGACACAACCGAAAUAGCACAAUACUUUGCGGACACAUUUGAUUACAUUGAUUCAAGUAGAAUUGCGCUUUGGGGAUGGAGCUAUGGAGGAUAUACCACCACGUUCACAAUAUCCAAAGGUGCAGGAGUUUUCAAAUGUGGAUUUGCAGUGGCACCACUGGCUUCGAGAUAUUUCUAUGACACCAUUCACACUGAACGAUAUAUGGGUAUGCCUGAUGAUAACGUAGAUGGAUAUGAAAAAUGUUCGAUACUGAACGCAAAUCUAACCAACUUCAACUUGGCUUCGUACACCAUCAUUCAUGGAACCGCAGACGACAAUGUUCAUUUCCAAAACGCUGCAUUGAUCAAUAAAGCCCUUGUACAGGCUGAUGUUAAUUUUGACAGUUAUUUUUAUGCCGAUGAAGCACACUCCAUCAAUACAGGAGCGAAUGCAAAUAAACACAUCUACAAACUUCUAACGCGCAAAGUCAGACAAUGCUUUGGUCUUAGUAAACCAUGAUAUGGUACAAGCAAUGCAAUAUCAAUGUAAAUGAAGUGAAUGAAUACAACAUUCAAUGGAAACACACGAUCUGCAUUUUUACCCUUAAUUCCUUCUGAGUAUUGAUUAAAACUGAAAUUAAAUAUUUACCAAGUAGGCUACCUAUACCCUUUAAUUGAAUAAAUAAUAUUACAUUGU